Molecule: messenger RNA, 2267 nt
Organism: Darwinula stevensoni
Lineage: Eukaryota; Metazoa; Arthropoda; Ostracoda; Podocopida; Darwinulidae
Source: the annotation of a GenBank genome assembly
AUGGAAUCUGAAGCCGUCUCGCACGGCAGCUAUGGUGAAUCUGAAAAUGUCUGCGAUCGUCGCUCACAUGACUACCCACGUGCGACCAAGUGUCCUGUGUCCAUGGCUUACAGUCUCAAGUACCUGUUUCUCUAUGACACGAGCGUGAGCGUGAACAGACUGAAGGCGGACACAGAGGAUGAAGCGGGAGAUCCGUUGGAUUCCAUUCUCUUCUACUUCCCCAAAAAUGCUUCCAGCGACUCCCAAGUCCAGCUCUGUGGUCAGCUCAUGGGCGUUAUUCUGUCCAUGGAGUCCAUGUUCUCUCCUGUGACCAAGCUCGUGUUGGAGAAAGAGGUCACUUUGGUCUGGAACGUUGGGGACCAUUACCUGGUGAUCGGCUGCGACACGAAGCUUCAUCCGUGCGGACAGGAGCUCCUGCGUGAACUGCUGAUCGACGCGUUCCUGUUUUUCUGCGGGACGAUGGCGAAGAUCUCGAGUCGGCUGAGGCGAGGGAUGGACGAGGGCUCCAGGGACGUCCAUCGGCUGGGACCCAGGGGCGAGCACGGAGUGAAACUCAUGUCGUACUCGGAAGUCAUGGACAGCUUUGUUCCGGUCUGCUGCAGCAUCUUGCAGCGAUCUCUCGAGUCUCCUUUUCUGGGAAUCUCACUUCUCAGCGUCCCAAAGACAGCAUCAGAGUGCUUCAUGGAGGCACAGGAACUCCUGCAGGCAUGCGAGGAACUGCCGUGUGUUCUCGGUGGAGCGUUCUUCAUUGCCCGAUUGUUGAUCACAAGCACUCUUGGGAAACAUAUCACAAAAAUGAUCUCAAUAGCUGAUGUUCCUAGGAUGCAUUCAGAGGUGUCAGCCAAGACAAUCCUGACAAGUGUGUGGCUCCCAGUGGUAGAAUACAAGAAACUCCUCGAGAAGCGGCAGCAGCCUCAUCCGGAUCCUCAAUGGACUCAUUCAUCGUCUUCCUCGUGUUCGAGCUGUGAUAACCUUCUGAUAGAGACUAGUCAUGACUGUGUUACUCAACCAUUUCCCAUACCUUCUGCUGCAUCUCAAGAUGCACCACCCAUCAAGAGGUGCAGGUCUGUCCCCAAUGUUUCUGAUUCUGGUCGACCAUCCAAGGAGACAGAUGGCACGCACUGCGAGAACGGAGCAGUUCGAGCCUGGCUGGUGAUCCACUGCAGUGGAGAGAUGCUUUCAGCCUUCAUCAUUCACUUUAGACUCUCUGUGUCUCCCCUCAACAGGAAACACAAAUGGGAGCUGCAGCCACCAUGGAAAACAGUUGAUGACUUGGUGUCCCUGUUGAAGAAAAGGGUCCAUAUCAUCGAAGGAACUCUGUGGUUCCAUCUGAAGCUCCACGGUCAAGCAAAUUUCCCCACUUCAUCUCAUUACGGCUGGCUGAAGCUGGACCGUCAAUGGGACGGCAUCGUUCAGGAGGGUUCCAAGACGACCGUCGACCAUCAAUCGAUCUCUGAUAUACAGUCCACUCUUGCAUGUCAUCCUGUGAAGCAAAUUGCAAUCAGAGCGGGACAGGAUCGUUUGAUCUACUGCAAGCGUAGGGAAAACGACGAACUCUAUUACUGGACCAAGACUUCAACCAGCCAGGUGUUUCCAUCCCCAAAUGCAAUUCCCACUGAAGCCAUUUUCCCAGAAAAGGCAUCUGCCCAUCUUCAGCGCCUUUUGAGGAAUUGACCGAACUUGUUCUCUUCUUUCCGUCCUCAUUCAGGGUCUUUAUUGCCUUUUAAUGUUUUUAUGGGGCAGAUAGUAUUGAUGUACCUUCCUAUGGUCUUUUUUUUAUUGUCUUUAGUCUCCACAACUUUGUUGACAUCUCUUCAACUAUGUGAUAAUCAACUUCAAUGCAUAAUCCAAGUUUCCACAGUAAUUCAUUAGUUUUUCAUCCUCACAAUUAUAUUGAUUGUUAUAAAUUCAUUCAAAUAUUAUGCAUGAGUAGCAAGUAGCACUAUUUCAUUUUUUUUAAUUUGAAAUUCUCUAUGGUAAUAGAGGUGGUAGACAUUUUACUUCCCUGUGAAUAUUUAUUUAUUUUUUAACUUUUUUUUGUUGGAAACCGACGAGCAAUAACCUGCUUCUCUGUGACACCAAAACUCUGACUUGAUGCAGCCCAUUGACUUUGUCUUGUUAUAAAACUUCAGCAAGGGACUGCUUAUUCAAUUUCCCUCUUUUGAGGAUGAUGUCUCCAUCUGCACACCCCACCAUGAUCUCCUUUCUUUCCACUGCAGUUGACUGCUUGCAUUCCCAUUUUCCAUGGAACAAAUCUCCAAAUUUGG